GAGACCUAUACUUAGUCCCAGUUUCACUAGUAGUAAAAUGAAAGCUAUGUUUGUUUUGAUGUCAGAAUGUGCUAAGAAUUUCAGCGAAUACUUUAUACGAAAAGACAAGGAUUCUAUAGAAGUGGAAAUGAAAGAUUUAUUUACCCGCUUUACAAAUGACGUUAUCGCAACUACAGCUUUUGGGAUAGAGAUUAAUUCUCUAGAGACACAAGACAACGAAUUCUACAUUAUGGGACGAGACAUUACUAAUUUCACGGGCUUUUGGAAAAUUUUUGAAAAUUAGAUUCUUCGAAAAAUCUGUAGCAAAUUUUUUCACAAAAAUUAUUGACGAAACUAUCAAAGUCAGAAAAGAGAAAGGCAUCGUUAGACCCGAUAUGAUUCAUUUGUUGUUGGAGGCAAGGAAAGGUGGGAGUCAUAAAAAAGAAAAAGUGGAAGAUGUCGGUUUUGCAGUAGUAGAAGAAACAGAUUUAGGAAAAGCAUUUAUCAAGGAAAUCACCAAUUUGGAUAUUGCAGCUCAAGCUAUGAUUUUCUUCUUUGCUGGUUUUGAUACGGUCUCUAGUUUAAUGUCUUUUAUGGCGUAUGAGUUGGCUCUUCAUCCCGAAAUCCAGAAAAGGCUAAGAGAAGAAAUUGAAAAAACUCUCGAAGAGUGUAACGGAAAUGUUACUUAUUCUGCUAUUUUAAAAAUGAAAUACAUGGAUAUGGUAGUAUCAGAGUCUCUUAGAAAAUGGCCAAUCGCUAUAGCAAUAGAUAGAGUUUGUACUAAACCAUAUACAAUUCAACCUACAAAGCCUGGAGAGAAACCUCUUCAUAUCGAAAAAGGUACGAUAAUAUGGUUUCCCAUUUUUGGUAUUCAUCGCGAUCCAGCAUACUACCCCGAUCCAGAUCGAUUUGAUCCAGAAAGAUUUGGAGAGGACAAUACCGAAAAUAUCGUUCCAUAUAGUUUUUUGCCUUUCGGUGUAGGUCCAAGAAACUGCAUCGGUUCUAGAUUCGCAUUAUUGGAAACCAAAGUUGUAUUUUUUUAUAUAUUAUGUAACUUUGAAAUUGUACCUAAUGCGAAAACAGAUAUUCCAAUACAAAUAUCAAAGUCGUCGUUCAACUUGUUAGCAGAAAAUGGUUUCUGGUUUGAUUUGAAGCGCUUGCGUAAAUAAUGUAUUGAACAAACUAUGAAUAAAAUGUUGUUCAAUUCAUUUAAUUGUAUGUUUUAUAAUGUAAAAGAAGUAUUUAAAUAUAUAUUUAAAUGUAAUGUUUGAAAUAAAAAUUUGGUAUGAUUCUA
Molecule: messenger RNA, 1273 nt
Organism: Diorhabda carinulata
Lineage: Eukaryota; Metazoa; Arthropoda; Insecta; Coleoptera; Chrysomelidae
Product: cytochrome P450 9e2-like
Exons: 4
Coding region: 375-1148 (257 amino acids)
Molecular function (GO): iron ion binding; oxidoreductase activity, acting on paired donors, with incorporation or reduction of molecular oxygen; monooxygenase activity
Source: RefSeq, a predicted model, not a curated record